Molecule: messenger RNA, 1819 nt
Organism: Harpegnathos saltator (Jerdon's jumping ant)
Lineage: Eukaryota; Metazoa; Arthropoda; Insecta; Hymenoptera; Formicidae
Product: superoxide dismutase [Cu-Zn]
Exons: 3
Coding region: 131-781 (216 amino acids)
Biological process (GO): superoxide metabolic process
Molecular function (GO): copper ion binding
Source: RefSeq, a predicted model, not a curated record
CGUAGGCGCCGUCGAGUCCUGCCGUCAGAGCCGCUUUAUCCUCCGAUCGACUUGGAGGACUGCUCGCGAGGACCAGGAACUCGCUGUUCUAUCAGUCCGGCGCACGCUUUCGGGACUCGCACGCGGGAUCAUGUGGCGGCUGUCGAUAGUGAUCGCUAUAAUCGUAACGGCGCAGGCCGGACCCUACGACAGGAUGGCGGUCUCGAUGAACGACAGGACGCUGUUUGUCAGGAGCCUACCGGGUUAUCCUGGGACCAGGAGCGAUCUCUACGAGGUCUACAUGGAGCCGUAUUACUUCGCGGUCGGCUUGAAGGCCGUGGUGGAGCUGAAAGCCCUCGGCGAUGAUGGCACACCGAUGGACGAUGGACCCCGAGGGAUCCUAACGCUGGAGCAGCAUCCCCAGGGGGUCAGGGUCGCGGGUACGAUCUCGGGCCUAAACCCGGGCCUGCACGGCUUCCACGUGCACGAAAAGGGGGAUUUGACGAAAGGCUGCAAUUCGGCCGGGCCGCACUUCAACCCAUACAUGGUGAAUCACGGAGCACCCAGCGAUCCAUUGCGUCACGUCGGGGAUCUCGGCAACAUCGAGGUCGGGCAGGACGGCACGGCGCGUAUUGAUGGCUUCGAUCACUAUCUGAGCCUGGUGGGUGUCCGAGGUGCGAUCGGCAGGGCCCUGGUGGUCCACGAGAAACCCGACGACCUCGGCCGCGGCGGAACCGAGGAGAGCAUGAAGACCGGAUCGGCGGGCGCCCGUCUCGCCUGCGGUGUCAUCGGGUUCUUGUAACGUGAAUUUGCGAGUUGCGAAUACGGCCGGAGCGCGCGCGUUACGCAAAUGAUGCUCGACGGUAAGGCCCGUUCGACGUACGGCUGGAGGUCUCUUCUCUUCGCCCGCUGUAAAAACAGAGGCGAGCUUCCUCGUCGUGAGAUCCAGCGGACCGUCUCUCGCUCUCUUUCGCGGCUCCGGAGACGCGUUGAAUUCGUUAGCUCGCGAGCCGAACAGCUUUCCAGCUGGAAAAUUGCAACGGAGGGACGAUCCUUCGCGCUCUUUCGCGCUUUCCGAUGUGCUUUGGAUCAAUAAUUACUCCUAGGAUUUACUGAACACCCCUUCGGUCGGUGGCAAAUUUGUCGGAGAGAAGGAUUUCUUGCGAUUCCUUCGGGAGCAAGAUUUCGCAAUUGAGACUCGGUGCGUUCCACCUGAGAUGUGCGGCUCGCUGUGAAGCCCGCUCCUGCCGAUUCGCGAGCGUGACGCGAGAAUUAUUUAAUAUUAGGUAGCGUCCGACGCACACAGAGAGAGAGAGAGAGAGAGAGAGAGAGAGAGAGAGAGAGAAAGAGUAAAUUCCCGCGUAUACACAGCGCCGGCUUCCGAGGCGCAACGGUGCGCACUAACGCGCCCGGCCGAAUUCGCUAAAAGAGACGUCGCACGCCGUAAUUCCGUCCACUGCUAAUUUAAUUGCGUCCAUUUGUACCGAUCAAUAAAUCACGACUGUAACCGAGUACGUUACGAGCGUAUUUCACGCACUCUUACUUCAUUAAUCCUCAUGGUCAUCCAUAGGCUGCGGAAGCGGGAAGAACGAUUCGUCGAUAUUAUAUAUAGGUGAUUUAAUUGAAACGAUUAAUUAUUAAUUCGCAAUUAAUCCCCCUCGCGUGUUUUACUAAUGCUGAAAGCGCAUAAAGGGAAAGCGCAUACGCACGACGCAUAACAAUAUCGCACGAUAGUUAAGUAUUAAUAAUAAAUAAUUCUAUCGAAAUGUAUAUUAUUUUUUAUAUACAUUUUAUUAAAUUUCUCUGGACAAAUAUAUGCAACGUACAACUUCGUGAAAAA